AUGAAGAGACCGAAGGCUGGUAAUCCCAGCAUCGGACGCCGGUUCACAGACUGGAGACCAAAACCUGCACCGCCCAAGAACAGACCUACCGAGACUAACAUGUCCACGACGAGGAAGCCGGCGAAGAAGAAGAGGAAGAUCUCAGCCAAGAGGCCAGCAAAGAUAGCCACGAGCGAAGACCAUGACAACGAUGAUGGCGAUGAUUACUAUGUGCCCUCGGAGUAUGACCAAGACUCUGACAGUGACGCAAGCAGCAUCAUGUCGGUCGAUGCCAAAGAAAUGGGUGAUGGCGUACAAGAAAAGCUUGGUAGAGAUGGCAAGGUCAUCAGAUCUCGAGGCCCAGUCAAGGACUAUGCGCUUGUGGAAGAAGCAGUCGUAUCAGAUGAAUCAUGGAAAAAAUCUGGUGCAUACCACAGGCAACAAUUCAAGGCUCUGCUCGCCGAGCAGAAAUUCAACGCAGACGCCGAAGUCAAUGACGCAGAUGUCCCAACUGUCGAAUGUGACGUCCAGGGCGAGGAUGACGACGAGGAGGCUAGUUUUGGCCUGCAGCGCGCACCAGAUGAGACCAGGGAGGAGUUCCUCGCGUCCAUGACACCGGAUUAUGUCUACAAAGAUGGCAACAAGAUUUAUUCACCCGCCUACAAAAAAGCUAUUUGGAAGGAACCACACAAAGGCAAAAAUGGAACUGUCGAGUGGAAGGCCAAGGCAACUGACCGGCUGAAUGUCUAUCCCGAUGGCUCAAUUGCAUUGCGCCGGAGAUUUGACUUGGAGACUUCUGCAACUGAAGGAAUGCGACCUAACAGAAAGAAGCGGAUGGAAGAGGACGGCAAGGAAGAGACAGAGUAG
This is a messenger RNA of Alternaria alternata, 846 nucleotides long. RefSeq lists its product as hypothetical. The coding region runs from base 1 to 846 and encodes 281 amino acids. The transcript has 3 exons. The record is from RefSeq and is a predicted model, not a curated record. Lineage: Eukaryota; Fungi; Ascomycota; Dothideomycetes; Pleosporales; Pleosporaceae.